UGUUGACAACUAUUAGUGGACAAAUUAAGUAUAUAAGGGUCGAUGUUAGUUUAUUGCAGAAUCACAGUUACUGCAACAACGAAAAGUUCCUUUCAAAAACAUUCAUUCUCAAAGUUCAAAAUGACUAAAUUACUGUUGGUUCUUUGCAUUGCUUUCUUGGUCGUGAGCGUAGCUAUUGCUUGCAAUCCACCGGGUUUUCCAUGCAUGUCUGACGACGAUUGCUGUCCAAUGUAUCAUUGUAACAUUUGGGCUCGCCGUUGCACCAAAGUUAAACCAGUUCCUCCACCAGUUGAAGCAGCCCCUUAAUUUGAUGCCGAAACAAUUGAACUGACUUUAAAAAAAAUAUCUCAUUAUGCUACUACCGAUUGUGAUUGUAAUUUAAAUUAAUUCAAUAAAUUCUUGUUUACUUCAAA
This is a messenger RNA of Leptopilina heterotoma, 413 nucleotides long. RefSeq lists its product as uncharacterized. Lineage: Eukaryota; Metazoa; Arthropoda; Insecta; Hymenoptera; Figitidae. The coding region runs from base 43 to 306 and encodes 87 amino acids. The record is from RefSeq and is a predicted model, not a curated record. The transcript has 3 exons.